Molecule: messenger RNA, 2800 nt
Organism: Schizosaccharomyces octosporus yFS286
Lineage: Eukaryota; Fungi; Ascomycota; Schizosaccharomycetes; Schizosaccharomycetales; Schizosaccharomycetaceae
Product: choline transmembrane transporter
Exons: 4
Coding region: 346-2076 (576 amino acids)
Biological process (GO): transmembrane transport
Cellular component (GO): plasma membrane
Molecular function (GO): transmembrane transporter activity
Source: RefSeq, a predicted model, not a curated record
UGACAAUGUAUUCUUUCUUUCGUACAAUUUUAGCAUCAUGAGCAGACUCUUUCUUUUUAGCAGCUUGUUCGUAUAAACAGGAUCCAUAUGUAAUUUAUCUUACCAGCGAUGAUGUAUUGUAAUGGAGCAGUUGGAUUUGCAAGCCAAUUCCAAUAAAGUCAAUAAUCCCAAUAAAAAAAGAAAGUAGCAAAGUUUUAUUCGCAACUUAAUCUAUACUUUACAACUGCCUUAAAUAUCUUCAAUUGGGUCAGUGAGCACAGCGAAGAGCAUCUGCGAACCAGCAACAUAACCAUCCAGUUUCUUGAUAUCUUGUUUAAAAGGCGUUUCAGCACGUGAGGCAAUUAUAUGUUUAGUGAUUAUGCUUCACGUUUUCUUGCACAAUCUAGAUUUUCAUCAGCCGGUCAGCAACAAUCUGGCUUUAGACCAUCGAAUUCACAGUUAGACGUAACUGGAACUUCCCUACCAAGGUCAAUUGAUAAUGAGCAUGAUUUUUUAAGGACUAAUGAAGCCUCUUCUGCUGGAACGAGUGGAUUAAAUUCUCUCUUAAACUCGGAAUCACUAAAUUGGCAAUUGAGAGAAGAGGAGCAGUCCGAAGGUUCUGAGAUACUUACAAAUAGUGACUCAAAAGACAAACGAUUCAUGUAUAUGUCAAAUGGGGUCGUAGAGUCGUCUGUACAACCAGAAAGCGAGUUGAACUCGUCCCCUAGUGGUAAUGAUGAAUUUAUGGAACUGCCGAAUGAAAGAUACAUGAAAAUUGAAAGGAAAGUACCGGAUAAAAAAUGGGGCAUCUUGUUUGGCAGCCUUUGUCUUGUAAUGUUCACUUACAGUAUCCUUACUAUAUGGCGGACGAAUCCUGAUUCACCUCCAGAGACAUCUGCAUAUGCCACUAUACAAAAAGCAUUUCCACUAUUUCAAAAGGACGCUAUUAUUUGUGCGUUUCUUGCUAUAGCAUGGCUCAUCUUCCUUGUCGCAGUCCCCCAAUUCCUUGUUUUCCUUUUAGCCGUUGCACCUAUAUCCAUGUUCUUUUUUUCUAUUUAUUUAUUAAACGCUUCUAAAAUUCACUUGGAAAAUUCCACUCAGUCUAAUAUUAUGCGAGUGACCGGAGUAAGCCUUCUUUUAUUCACUUUAAUUUGCUCGACCUAUAUUUGGCGACAUUGGAGUAGGUUUGCAACCUCUUUUAAUAUUGUUAAACUUGCAUGCCGCGUGAUUUCAGACAUUCCCCAAAUAGUGUUGGUGUUCAUAAGCUUUUUAGUCUCCUUUUACAUAUUAAUUUUUGUAUGGGUCCGUUUGUUUGCUAGGUUGUUCCUGCGUGGUUCUUCAUUUGUAGGUUCAGUUUGGGUUUCACCUAAAAGCUCAUGGAUAUUGGCUUCCUUCUAUGCUUUCCAUUUUCUUUGGCUUUGCGUGUUUUUAAACUCACUACAGUGUGCUAUUUUAUCUUCCAUUGUUUCACAAUGGUUUUUCUAUAGAAAUACAAGAAUGACCGCAACCAAGACUAAUUUGGUUGCUCAUUUUUUUUCCGACGUCCUUUAUAAUCAUUACGGACUGUGCUCACUUUCUUCCUUAUUAAGAGUUACAACUAAAGUCCCCCUUCAUUUUCUUCCAAGAUGGUUACGGCAUACUUCACAUCUGGUGUACUACAUGUUUACUUCCGUUUCGGCUUCUUAUGUGGCUUCUCCUUUAGCACUUGCUUACGCAUCAAUUUACUCGAUUCCUUACAUGAAUGCAUCGAAAGCACUUAGUCAAAUUGAACAAUUAAAUCGAGUAAAUUUACGUCGGCGUUGCUAUUACCUUUCGAAAUAUACACUACUUGUUGCUCGUAGUGUGUUGGCUGUAGGUGUAGGUGUCACAGCGUGGAAUUUUUCUAUCCACUCAAACGGGAUUUUUUAUGGAUACCUUGUGGGAAUUCUUGGUGGAUUCUUAGCAUGGUUAAUUAUAGGGGUGAUUGAAGGAGGACUGAGUAUGCUGGUUGAUGCUUUGUUAAUAUGUUCUAUAAUUGAUAUUUCUAGCUGUCAAGGAGACCCUAAUGGUUCACACUGUUACGAAGCUUGGCAGCUUUUCGAAUCCAAUGGUUUUUAAUGAUACGGCUUUUUUAUUUCUGAUUUUCAGUUCAAUCGUGAUUCGAAUUGCUUCGUUCUCAUUGGCAAGUUUAGUUUCGUUUCUUUUGGUCCGUUAAAGUAGUACUAUGAUCAACUGUUUUCAUAAGCCCAGCUGGAGAGUAUUACUUUAACUUUUUUAAGUAAUGUAUUAUUGUAACGAUCAUCUAUAAUAGUUCACGUUCUAACCAUGCUUUAUUAUUUUUCGUUGAAUUCUGUAAGGUUACAAGUCAUUAAAAGACUAGGAUAUUCAUGACCUGUACAGCUGCAAAAUAUAAUUUGAGAAAAAAACUAUUCUAAAGUCAUUAAAAAGUAUCAGGCGGACAGUCAAACCACGUUUCGGGAAUCAUAAAAUUUUAUCACCAACUUUUAAGAUGAACAACGUCUAAGAAUGAAAUUACAGCUUUUGCUCAGCAUGAGCAGCAGCAGAUUCUUCUUGUUGUAGAAGUGGUUUAAUCUCCUGUUGUUCAACAGUUUUGCUUGCCGCAAGGGAAUCCAAAAGAUCGUGUAGAGCAAUGACAGCACGGACAAUGCUAGAAAUAUAAAUACUCAUAAGCUGAUCAUUGGAGUUAAUAUUGAAUGCACGUUGGGCUUCCGUUUGCAAAACUUGUUCAGAGGAUACGGGUCCGGAGAAAACGUUGGGUAAAAGAUUAAAAACUCCCUGAAGCUCGGCUAAGAUUGCAUGGUUAAGUGGAAGCUGACCGCCC